Molecule: messenger RNA, 2766 nt
Organism: Clunio marinus
Lineage: Eukaryota; Metazoa; Arthropoda; Insecta; Diptera; Chironomidae
Source: the annotation of a GenBank genome assembly
CGUCUGCGCUUUGCUGUCAUGUUUACACAUCAAAAGCUUUUCAACAAAAAGUUCACUCUCAGUUGCAGGAAAAUGUUUGGAAUUUGACCAUGGCAUCGAGUAUGAAAAUCAUUUUUCUCGUAACAAUAUUCUUUGGUGCAUCUUUUGCCUAUAACAACAUGAAGGAUCUAAGCUUCAUCCCGGAUUCAUUGCUUCGCGAUUUGUUCGCCGACGCAUUGAAUAAAGAUUUGAUUGGAGAACAAUCAGAUGAAUAUCUUGACGAUGAUUCAUCUCUACCGUUGAGCAACGCAAGACUUGCGAUGAUGGCCCGAGCUACAAAAGAUCAAAAUGAACGGAUAAUGGAUUACGAUUCCAUCUUGGAACAUUCCAACCCACAUCCAUCGUUAAGAGAUUCUGAAUACAUGCAGCAUAGUUCUUUGUGGGGACAUCAAUUUAUGUCUGGAGGUGGUGGUGAAGGGCCGCAUGUCAUCAAACCACAAGUGAAGACGGAUGCAGCUUUACCAGCAUAUUGCAAUCCACCGAAUCCAUGUCCAGUUGGUUAUACCGAAGAUCAAGGAUGCACCACUGAUUUUGAAAAUACUGCAAGUUUCUCUCGUGAGUACCAAAGUUCCCAGGAGUGCAUGUGCGAUUCUGAGCAUAUGUUUGAAUGUCCUGCAAAUACGGUACAAGAUCAAGCAAAUGGACAACAAAACUUUGGAUUUUUAUCACAUCAAUUUCCUCAAGAACACAAGAAUUUGGUUGCAAAGAAAUUUUGGGUUAAGAAAUCAUCGAAACCAGCAACCAAUCCAUACUUGCAAGGUCCAAAAUUACCAAUCGCAGCUAAGAAAGGAUUCAAUAUAAAUUAAAUGGAAUCACUAACAAAACAAUGACGACAAUGCUUAAUCGACAAAAUGGACAAAUGGUAACUUUUCAAAGAAUCUUUUAAAUGAAUAAGAUUAAUAUUUUUAUGUAUUCCCAUUUUAUUUUUCAAUAUACAUGAAAUUAAUGCACUAUAAUUGUAAGAUAUAUUAAACAUAACACAGAGUUGCAAACAUGUAAUGAUUGUUGCUUUUUUAGAAGGAAAAAUAUCAGAAACUUCAUCAGAAGAUAUCAAAAAAGAAAGAAGAUUUAAAAAAGAAAAUUCAUUGUCAUCUGAGUAAACAUCGUAACGAUUUUAUGGAAUAAAGUUGCAUUUCGUAUCAAGUCAAGAGAUUUGUCUCAGAGAUGAAUCUCACAAUCAUUUAUAACUGAACAGUGAGAUUAAUUUUAAAAGAGAAAAAAAAGACUUUAUGACGUCAGCGACAUCGGGUUACUAAUUAAAAUUCUUCGUUGGAAAUUCACUAAAAUUACCAUCAAAAAGUGUAGAGUUGUCUUUAUUAUGCCAUGCCAUUGGAUUUCUGAUGAACAAUUUUUAAAGUGUUAGCUAACUUUAAUCUCGCAUAAAUAUUGACGUCAUAAAGCCUCAAUUCUUUUGCAGAUGAAGAUGAGGAAGAUUCACGAUAAGGAAAAUGAGGAAAAGAAGAGAAAUUAAUAUCGAAGACUGACGUUAAUUGAUUUUUUUUGACACAAAGAAUUACGCAAUGUUCUAGGAAGAUCAAGAAAUUAAUCGAUGAUAUUUCAGAUGAAAUCUCUUCUUUAUUAUUUACUUAAAUAAACAUCAGUAAUGAAAUAUUCUCGCUUUAAGCAUUGCUCUUCUUUGUAUCAAAUAAAUCACUGAUUAACACUCCUAGAGUUAUGUUUGACUUGAAUAAAAUUGAUUACCGAUAAAUCUUCAAAAUGCAACAUCUCAAAAUAUAAAAAUGAAAAAAAAAAUCAAGGCAUAUAAUUACUAAUGAGGCAUUUAUUUUACUUAACUAAAACUUAAUGAAUAGAUUUAAAAGAUUUAAAUUUUUGGGGAAUAUUUUGAACAAGUCAUAGGAAAUAUUCAACUCAUCUUAGAUAAGAAAAUGAAAUAUCCUUAAGAUGAUUGAUUUGAAUUUGAGAGGAAAACUUUAUGACUUUAUGAUAAAAAAUCUUUGUCUAAAGCUUAAUUUGCACACAAGAAAAAUUAGUGAAAACUAAAAACCAAAAUUUUGCACCUUCACUUGAACAGAAAAGAAAAAAGAAUCAACUUGCACUCAUAUUUGAAAUAUUUAAAAGAUUUUCACCGUCUUGAUGGAGAAUUUAAUAAACUAAAUAUUGAGAAAAAUAUUUAAACUUAAAACAUUGUAAGACAAUACCAGAAAGAAUUAUAUAAGAUAACCUCAAGAGCAGCUGAUAUCAACCACACUUUCAACGUGUGAGAUUGCACUUUUAUCAAAUCGUGAAAUCGUGCAGCAGACUUUGGAAUGAGGGAAUGGAUCCGUUUAAAAAGAAAACUAAGAGAAGAAAAAAAAACAAUUCGAAAGAAUAAAAAUUAAACUUAAAUGUUAUGUACCCAUAAAAGAGAGUUUUAUUGACAGAACUUUAAAUUCUUUAAACAAACAAAUAUAUAAUUAUUAUUAUUGGACACUAUCUACAGCAAAAGAAUUCCGAAGAAAUGAAAUAUUUUUAUAAGUAGCAUUGAAUAGGAAUCCUGUUAUGAGAUCAGAUUUUAAGCCCAACUUAAUAUGAGAGAAGUAACAUCUUUAGGAUCAUUGAAAUAAGAAUAAAAUAUCAGAUACAAAAAAAAAUAAAAAUGGAAAAAAAAAAUUAAAAAUCAAUAAAAAAUCACAAAAAAAUGGGAUUAUAAUCAAACCUCAAACCUAUUAUAUGAAGCAAAUAUAUAUGAACGAUGCUUAUUUCUGUGAAGUCUAAAGCAUAAUCAAA